GAGUGAGAGAGAGAGCGAGGGACGCAGAGUCGGAAGAAAGUCGUCAGUUAAAGAGAACAUCGAACAUGUUACGGACGGUGCUACUCUGUUCUCUGCUCCUGGUGCUGCAGCCCUACGCCUCAUUCGGUUUUGAUUUUCUUGAAAGAGGACGGAGAGAUGCUAAAGAUCACCACAACUGGAACUAUGAAGACAAAACAGGUCCCGAUCACUGGCCCAAAAUGUUCAAGAAGUGUGGUGGAGCGAGGCAAUCUCCCAUUAACAUAAUCAACAGCGAAGUAGACUUAAACGACGAAUUAGACGCAUUCGAGUUCGAUAACUACGAUGAUCCACUCGUUGAUGCGCGCAUCGAAAACAAUGGACACACAAUUCAAGUCAGCCCAGGCUCUAAAGACCCACCCAGAACUAUUGACGAAGGUGGAAUGGAUGACCAGUAUCAGUUCCUACAGCUACACUUCCAUUGGGGAUCUGACAGUAAGAAAGGUUCCGAACAUUUAAUUGAUGGUUCAAGUUUUCCAUUAGAGAUGCAUUUUGUUCACAUAAAUAAGAAUUACAAGACUAAGGAAAAAGCUCUGCAGAAGGAAGAUGGUCUUGCUGUCCUUGCAGUAUUAUUUAAAUUGGACGACGAAGACAACCCUGCUCUGACACCCAUCAUCGACAAGUUGGAUGACGUUCGACAGGAAGGAAGCAAAGCAGAUUUAGACGAUGCCUUCACCCUGGAAUCCCUGUUGCCAGACGAUCUGAUGCCAUACUACCGAUACAAAGGAUCUCUAACAACCCCUCCCUGCAGUGAAGCUGUAACUUGGACCGUGUUCAAGGACUUUGUGCCCAUUAGUGAGAAACAGCUGCAGCUAUUCCGUAACGUGAAAGAAGAAGACGAAGGAGAACCUGCCGAAUCCUUGGUCGAUAACUUCAGACCAGUACAAGAGCUUCACGGUCGCGUUGUUGAAAUUUCUCGAGAUUCGGACAACGCAGCCCCUUCACUCAGCUCCUCUACCCUAAUGGUUCUCACAGCUUUUGCUCUCUUCCUCUGAAGGUUCCCCACCGGACUAAUUUCAAUUUAGAAGUGGCAGCAUAAUUCAUUUGAGGGAGAAAUUCGUUUUGAAUCAGAGCACCUGUAAAAAAGAGCGGCUCCAAGACGCUAAUUUCAUGACAUAAUGAAAGUUUUAGCACCAAAUUUUAAUACUUGUAAGCUUUUCAUGAAAGGAUCUGAGAAGUCACAAAACAAAGUGUCCACUAAGCCAAAGAAUCGUCAUCUCUUCGUAAAAAGAAACAGCAAAUGUCUUUUUUCAAAACUAGUUUGACUUUGGCAACAAGAAAAAUAUUUCAAUAACUUUUCAUCUAAAUAUACAACUUUCGACAACUUUUUUCUUAAAAUGAUGGCAACUGAUGCGAAUUUCCGUUAGUAUGUACAGGAUUCAAAUGUUGUAUCACUCUAGAGUUAAUAAUAAUAAUAAACACGAAAACGGCAAAUCGAAUCAGCUUGGGUUUGUGAGAACAUAGAUCGGAUCACUUUUGUUUGCCAACUAGUAAUAAAAAGGCACUUUUUGUUGACUUCGUUUUGACGUAAUGUAACGAACAAACAGAAUUAGCAAUUCUACUACUAUUUAUAACUAAGUUAAUAAUUAAAGCUUAAAAGUAUCUUUAGAGUUCGAACCAUAUCAAGACCUCUAUAGAAUUCAGAAAUAAGUUUGGUAGAGAAGUUUAUCAAAAUGAUGGAUUAAUUUCGUAAAUCGAAUUCUGCUGUCCAUUCUUCUAAGUAUUUUGCGUUCUUUCUAAAUGAAAACGAAUGGUGAAACCACCUCUACUUAAAAGGCAAGGGAAAUAGGUGCAUUAUUCUUCCCAGAUUAAAAUGCGAGUACAAGUAAACACACAAAAUAAGUAUUUAGUAACAGCAAAACUGCAACUACUUGGUGCCAUUUUUAAUGAAAGAAAUUCUACGUUUCUUCUGUAGUCCAUCUUAUUACCAAUGUGUGUUUUGAUCUUCCUUAAGCUAAUUACUAUACGAAUGAAUUUCAUCAUAUAUAACUCAUUAUAACGUUUUAUUUUCUCGGAAAUAUUUUAGGUCCUUUAGAAAGUUUUUCAGGUUCGUGAAAAACUAGUUUUUGUCUUGAAAUAUUAGUUAAGCUAACUGUUAAAAUAGUUGAAGAAACUACUAUAUUGUUGAGAAAACGUGCUUUAACGUAUUUCUUUCUUAUUUACUUCGUUUGACAAAUAUUUGGUGCCAAUGACUUGAUCGUUUAUCCGCUUGAAAUUUUCUAUUUUUACAUAAUGAUUAAUAACUAGGAAAAUGUUGAAAUGAAAGCAAUUAUUUUAUCUAAACAGUAAAAAAAUUGUUAUAUAUUAAAUACUAAAAUAACCUGUAAAUAUCGAAUAUGAAGCAAAUUUUUGCACAUAUUAUCCAUUAUAACUACCAAUGAAAUUCUUAAAAAUCUGGAAUUGUUGCAGAAAUUUCAAUUUUCAAUUCGUGAAAUUAGAAUCAAAUUCAGUAUCUGCGAAAAGUUAAUGCAAGUAAUUUUAGAUUUUCAAACAUCUGAUUAGCGUUAAUUACUAAUUAAUUUUUUAUGAUAUUUAAUAUGGGAUUUGAUAUAUAAAUUACAUAUAGACCGUUUUUUACAAAAGAAAGUUAUGAAAUACUAAUUAUAUGAUACAAAAUGUUGCUAUUGAUAUCAAUACCAAAACUACUUUUUACACAUUUCUUAAAUUGAGCUAGUUAUUAAACUUUGUUACCAUCCGGAAAUUAUACCUUUCUGAAAUAAUUUCAGAAAAAAAAAUGUUUGGAAUGAUAUUUAGGUUUAUUUUAAAGAUAUGCAACACAAAUCGCAGGUAAAUAUUUCAAUGAAUAGUUAAAGAUUUAAAUUCAAAAUUUAUGAGUGAAAAUAUGGGGGAUGUGAGUUUUUCAUGUGGAAUAUUUCUAUAAGAACUUUCAAAACUUAACUGAAAGACUGAUAAAGGAUUAUGAAAGAAUACAUCUCACGGCGAUGAGUGUGAUAAUAAAACAAGGUGCUUUCUCAAACUCAACAAAUGAUCUGCCAUAAAAAGAUAAUUAUCCCUUGUAAAUGUUAUUUUUGUAAUAUGUGUAUAACAAAAUGUUUGUACAGCUAGUGUCACCUGUCAUGUAGUUUUUGCUUGUUUAAAACUGAAGUGUAAAAUAUGGGGAAAAUGUUUUGUGCCAUACUUUAAUUUGUAAAAGAAUGAAAUUAAUAAAGUCUGACUGUUUGUGUUCAACAUUUAACUUUGGCUAAACCAAAGAAAAAGUGAUUUAUAUUAAAAUAUUCUCCUCAA
Messenger RNA from Uloborus diversus, 3282 nucleotides. RefSeq names its product carbonic anhydrase 7-like. The record is from RefSeq and is a predicted model, not a curated record. Gene Ontology annotation, molecular function: carbonate dehydratase activity; zinc ion binding. Gene Ontology annotation, cellular component: plasma membrane. The transcript has 7 exons. Bases 66 to 1031 code for a protein of 321 amino acids. Lineage: Eukaryota; Metazoa; Arthropoda; Arachnida; Araneae; Uloboridae.